Esox lucius (northern pike) is the source of this 2353-nucleotide messenger RNA. Its product is annotated as angiopoietin-related protein 7. The transcript has 8 exons. The record is from RefSeq and is a predicted model, not a curated record. Bases 152 to 1561 code for a protein of 469 amino acids. Lineage: Eukaryota; Metazoa; Chordata; Actinopteri; Esociformes; Esocidae.
GAUAAGAUGUCUGCUGUGUUACAGCCACAUACCUCAAUAUCACUGUUUCACAGUGAGAGACAGAGACAGAAAGGUGGAGAUAGGAGGAGAGGGAACAAGAAAGUCGGAAAGGAGCGGAACAGAUGGGAAUGGGGAGGGUCUUACGACCUGCAUGGUGCAUGGACUGGGUCAAGAGACGGGCCAGGAGAAAGAGGAAGAGCUAAACCUGAACCUGCCAGUCUCCAGAUGCCAGAAAAAGCAUUCCAACCAGAGAACAAUGGCCUUCCUACCACCUCACAGUACCCAACUGGAUAUUUGUUUCAUUCUUUGUGUCUUCCUAGUCUUGAUCCUGGAGGUCCAUGGAGAAGACCCAACCAGUCAUCAUAUGGGCGGGGGUGGGGGGGGCUCACAGUGCGGGGAAUACAGUAACCAGGUGAUGGAGAAUGGGAUGUGUCACCUGGUGGCCACCCUGCCCCAGACAGAGGAACAGCGCUGUCCAGACAUGUUCCGUUGCACAGACGAGGUCUCCUAUUGGCUUCAUGAGAAUGAGGAGAGGAAACAGCAGAUUCUGUCACUGAGGGAGACCAUCUCAGAGCUUCAAGAGGAGUUGAGGAACCAUAGGCACCGUGUCAAAGUUCUGGAGCUGCAGAGUGAAGAGAAGAACCGAAUUAACUCAUCUUUGGAGCAUCGCUUCCAUGAAUUGGAGACACAUUAUGCCGAGGCCACCACACUAGUGCACUUACAAGGGACGCUCAUCUACGACCUUCAGGCCCAGAUCCAUAACCUGUCUCGACUGGUAGAAAAUGUACGGAGAAGCCCAGGCUGUAUGAUUAACAUUGUCCGAACAAGCUCUCAGAUGAGUGCAGAGGAGGCCCUGCAUCCAGAGGUUCAGCAUGUGCGGAACUGUCCUAUAGACUGUGCGUCUAUCUACUAUAACGGUGUGAGGCGCUCUGGUCUUUAUACAGUAGUCCCUUCCCUGGGGGCAAUGCCUGUCGAAGUUUACUGUGACUUGGAAACAGAAGGUGGUGGCUGGACGGUGCUCCAGCGACGUGUAGACGGCUCUGUGACAUUUGACCGGAGCUGGAGGGAGUAUAAGGAGGGUUUCGGGGACCUGCACUCAGAGUUCUGGCUGGGCAACAACCACAUCCAUGACCUCACCAACCAGGGAGACUACAGCCUCAGGAUUGACCUGGAAGACUGGAGCAACAAGCACAAACAUGCCCUCUAUGAGAGCUUCAGUGUGGAUGGGGAGGACAGCCAGUACAGGCUCCAUGUGUCUGGGUUCAGUGGUACAACAGAGGACUCAUUCAGCUGGUACCAUGACAAGCAGGGCUUCAGCACCCCUGACACGGGCAACAUCUGUGCUGAAAUUUCCCACGCGGGUUGGUGGUACAACCAGUGCUUCUACGCCAACCUCAAUGGAAUCUACUACAGGGGAGGUCGGUAUUCCCCCAAGGGGAAGAACCCUCUAGGACCAGACGGGAUUGUGUGGUACUCCUGGAAGGACUCAGACUACUACUCUCUGAGAAAAGUUAGUAUGAUGAUCCGGCCACGCACCUUCCGACCACGCAUGUCACCCUGAACAGCCUGGCUAAAACAACCACCCCUGACAACGGUCGGGCUGUACAAUGCCUCACCUAACCUGAAGACAUCACAGAUGUACACAUCUGUGGUGCCACCACACUUUUACAGUGAAAUGUGUGGAAGCCGUUCUUCCAUGAUCUGAACCAGGAUGGAAACAUAUUUUUGUAAGAUAUGUUGAUGUUUUGCAUAUAUUUUCGCAUUUGUGGCAAUUUGCAAAUGUGGCCAAAGUACAAAUAAGAUUGGCGGUGAAAAAACAGAAGGGCGGACUCCCUCAAUGAGCUUCUCACUCAACUUUUGAUAUUGCCAUUGUUCUGGAUAUUGAGAUAUGUUAUACUACAGUCUCUGGACAAAUACAGACAACUGAUAUUUUGGUGUACUCUGAUUGUAAUCAUGCAAACACUUUUUAUCAAUGGACUCCAUCACAAAAACAAAACCUUACCCAUUAAAUACAAGAGACAAAUAGUAAUGUAUUUUCUGUACUCUAAAUGUAUUCCAAAUACAUUUACAAAGGUAACACAUUAAAAUAUAAACCAAAAAAUAUUUUUGGCUUCAUGAAAAAGUAUAUUCCUGUUCUGUUUACUGUUAUCCAAAAAGGAAUGAGGCAAACCUAGUUUAGCCGGCCCGCAAUUGAGAGUGAUCACUGCUGUUUCCCUCACUGGACUCGAACCCUGGUCUCGCACGCGAGAGGUGGUGUCUUCAACUACUACACCACAGUGUUAUACGCUCACCCAGCGUCGGUAUAGCAUCUCUACAUUAGAUAAUUUUGUCACGCAUUCACAUCAUACCAAGU